Messenger RNA from Porites evermanni, 2524 nucleotides. The record is from the annotation of a GenBank genome assembly. NCBI's taxonomy places the organism in Eukaryota, Metazoa, Cnidaria, Anthozoa, Scleractinia, Poritidae.
AUGGGAGGUGUGUUCGCUAAACUUUUCUCUGGUCUUUUUGGCAAGAAAGAGAUGAGAAUUCUCAUGGUUGGUCUUGAUGCUGCCGGGAAAACGACGAUUCUUUACAAAUUGAAGCUUGGUGAAAUUGUCACUACCAUUCCAACAAUUGGUAAGCUCUUCUGCUCUCCGUUUUUUAGACACAUUAUGUCGUUUUAUCGUAUUUAUUUUAUCUCCUACUCUAUGUCAGUAACGUAACGGCGUUUAAAUUUUUUGUUUUUAGGUUUCAACGUAGAAACAGUUGAAUACAAGAACAUUAGUUUUACUGUAUGGGAUGUCGGAGGCCAGGACAAAAUCAGGCCGCUUUGGCGACACUACUUUCAAAACACCCAAGGUAUAUUUUCCGAAUUGCUUUCGUAAUGUUGUAUGGUAACUUUUAUUUCUUCUUCUUCUUCUAAAGCUUUAACUCGUAGCGUGCUUAAACUGUAUUCAUAACCUGUUCUAUAGGUCUAAUCUUUGUCGUGGAUAGCAAUGAUCGAGAGCGGGCCACUGAGGCGAAAGACGAAUUGGUGAAGAUGUUGAGUGAAGAUGAACUCAGGGAUGCUGUUGUCCUUGUUUUUGCAAAUAAACAGGUGAAUAAUAAUUCAUAGCUACAGAAAUGGUGUAAAACCUUGGUUUUUUGGUAGCUCGGGUCGAAAAAUUUUGUUUUUAACUUAAUUUUAUACUAAUAUAUACGACAAAAGUCGGUUGCAAGCAAAAUUGCUGCACAGGUUUACCAUCCUCUGUCGACCCUAUGCAGUUAUAAAAGUAGGGACCUUAAGAUACACAGUUUCUACCUGUGGGUACGUGUAGGCGAACAUAACACAGUUUCUACCUGUUAGUACGUGUAGACGAACAUGUUUGCCAUGUUGUUAUUCAAAAGGAGAUCAUGAUUUCCCAGAUGUGAUAAUAGCAUCACCUUUCUCCCCAGAUGCCUAAUCGUUUCUCUGGGAUAAGAGGCAGUCUACCCACAUUAAUGGCUACACGUACCCAUACCCGUACACAGAAAUGAUGUAUUUUAAGGUCCCUAAUAACAGACCUUCAGAUUCACGACGGGGAUGAGAUUUAACUUAAACUUUCAUCACAUAUUCUGAAAAGAUAUCCCCAGGAAGCUGCAUAAAUUGUACCUUUUUUUUUUACCAGAAAAGUUCACACAGUUAGUUUUAUUGAAGGAGGUUAAGCCCUCUCCCAAUUGCAAAUUGAGAAACCUUUUAACAGUUUCGCUAACAUAGCUAUCAUGUUUUUCCACCAAAAUGAUGCUGGCUCAUGCACGCACACUACUUAGUAUUAGAAAAUCUUGUUCUUGUAUUAAUAAUUAUUUGUCCUCAUCUUAGAAUAUGAAGGUCUCAAAAAGAUUUCAUAUUGCUGUGCUUCUGUUCAGUAACAGAGCGCAGAUGAUGUCAAUUUGUGUAAAGAAGUCUGAAAGUGGCACACUAGCCAUGUGCUGGAAAUUGUGUUACUGAUACUCUUACCACGUCUUCUGUGUUCUGUUAGGUUGAUUUAGCAACAGAAUGGGAACGUCAGUUGACAACGGCACGCGCAAAUCAGACAACUGGCUUGACCAAUGGCAGAGUGACAACUUGAGCACUGGAAGUCAUGUUUAAUCCUUUCCGCGAGCUUUCCAGUCGUCAACUGAUGUUCCUGCCUGUUGCUAAAAUAUCAGCCUAUUACUGAACAGAUGCACAGUAACAUGGCAUCUAUUUGUUUUAUACAAUGCACAGAAAAGAAAACAUGUGACAAACAUGGUGAAUUUUAAGCCUGGUCUAUACAUGAGAAAGAUGAUUUAGUGGUAUUCUAUUACCCUGAAAUAGCAUUGACCUUGGGAAAGUUGCUUACUUUACUUGAAUUGAGCAAUUUUUUUACGAAUUAUACGACUUUCCUCAAUGUUUUUGAUGUCUUUAAUCAUCAAAGGUAUUGCAUGUCACUUCUACAAAAGUAACAAAGGCGAGCCUAUGGAUGGAAACUUAAAAUAGAUUUUUAUAAGUGAGACAUCUGUAGUUUGAAAGAAUAAUACAAUUUGAAAGUGCAAAGCAGUUAUCCAAAACUUGUCAAUUGAAUCGAUCAAAACAUUGAUGAAAGUAACUCUUGAGGAUGUAUGUUUUUCAGGAUCCCCCUCCUAUUUGGAUUUCCAGAGCCAUUAAACUCCCCUCCUAUGAGAUUUUCCAGCAUUCCUUCUGUUGGGGGAGUGUGGAUUUUUUCUGGAAUAACCCAUUUUACGAAAUGAAAUUUGGUGAUUUUAUUGAAUUUUGAUUUCAGUUGACUGUUCUGCGGGUAAGAGGCCAGGGUUUCUACAGUGUAGGUGGUGUCAUUCAAUCUUUUUUAUACAGCGUGUCAUUAUGUUUUUCAGGAUUUGCCCAAUGCCAUGAAUGCUGCUGAAGUAACUGAUAAGUUAGGCCUGCACAGCUUACGUAAUCGUCAAUGGUACAUUCAAGCAACGUGUGCAACAAGUGGUGAUGGUUUAUAUGAAGGACUGGAUUGGCUUUCCACUCAGCUGAAAAAUAGGAAGUAA